This is a messenger RNA of Closterium sp. Naga37s-1, 1632 nucleotides long. Lineage: Eukaryota; Viridiplantae; Streptophyta; Zygnematophyceae; Desmidiales; Closteriaceae. The record is from the annotation of a GenBank genome assembly.
AUGAGCGCGGUACGCGAAUGCCCCAGCGAUCCGCUUUGCGCCGACGGCGGCGUGCGCGCCGCCUCUGGGAAAGCGGAGGGUGCUGACGUCUUCCGCGUGGUGAUUGUCGGCGCGGGGCCGGCGGGCUUGGCGCUGGCGAAUUACCUGCUGGCACGUGGCGGCGGCAGGUUCCACGUCAGCGUGAUUGAGAAGGGCGUGGAUCCGCGCGCGGAGGUCGAAGAGGCGGCGGAGAUCGCGCGCCGGUACGCCAUGGGGCUGAGCAUUCGCGGGAUGCACUGCCUGAUGGCCAUUCCAGGAGUCAUGGACAAGUUGCGGUGCGUUACAGAAUACGGUGUGCAGCCAGUGCUGGUGAACCCACACGAGAUGGUCAUGCCUGCCUUCGGCCGCCUCAUCAGAUUCUCAGUGCCCAAGGACCCCCCUCAGGGCCUCGUCUCUCGCACGGACCUGUGUGCUUCUCUGCUUGAAGCGCUUAUCGAGAGAGCCACUAAGGGGGACAAACCUGAGACGGCAGGUGAAGCGACUUCUGAUGAGGAUACGGAGGAAGGCAAGAAGGCCACUGUUGAGGAGCAGAAACACUUGAAGAAUAACCUGAAGAAACACCUGAGCAAGCACCUGGCGGUGUAUUUUGAGUCGAGGAUUGUGGAUGUGGAUAUGAAGGGCCAUGUGGUCACUGCUUCCGUGCCUUGCAGCAGUGGCAGUGGCAGUGGCAGUGAAGGCAGCAGCAACAGUGGCAGCAGUAGCAGCAGCAGUGCAGGUUACAGCAGUGGUGGGAGCAGCAACGGUGGUGACAGCAGCAGUGCGGGUGGUGACAGCGGUUUGAAAAACGUUGAGAUCAAGUAUGACCUUCUGGUGGGGGCGGACGGGGUGCGUUCCUAUGUGCGCAACCUCCUGGCAGCACGCACAUGGGACUUCCCCGUCCACACGGACCGUGUGUAUCACGACUGGACUGUCGUCAACAUGCCCGUGCCGCCCUCCCUCACGCCCUCCUCGCUCUUCUUUGCUGCCAAGGUGCCCAACACGAGGGGCAUUGGUGCGGUGGCAAUACCGCAGGUGGGCGGCGAGAUGUGUCUGGUGUGGGGGUGGAAGUCCACCGAUCCGCCCCUGGACUGGCUCUCCCUCGCCUCCCCGGCUGCUGCCAAGCAUUACCUCGAUGACCGACUGCCCUGGCUGGACGUCCCCGAAGAAGCUGCCUGGAAGCUGCUGAAGCAGAAGCCAAGAACGACCAUGCAGGUGAAGUGCUGGCGGUACCACGAUGCAGCUGCUCAGGUGGCCCUGAUAGGCGAUGCGGCCCACUCCACUCUCCCCUCUCUCGGCCAGGGAUGCAACGCCUCCAUCACAGACGCGCUCAUGCUGGGCAGGCUGCUGCUGGGGGAGGCGGUAUCUGAGCACGACAGAGUUCCAAGCCCGCUGGGCAAGCAAGGGGAAGGUGGGGUUUCUGGUGAGGCUGGUGGCGGGGAUGGUACUGCUGCUGAUGGUGGUAUUGCAGAGGGCAGCAUGAAGCCUGUGGAGGUAGAGAAGCUGAGGGCAGGCCUUGCCGGAAUUCUCUCCACUUAUUCUGCUCUCCAGGUUGUAGAAGGGCACGCGUUGGUGGAGCUUUCAGAUGCAGCAGCACCUGUCAGUACCUUCUACACU